Molecule: messenger RNA, 1240 nt
Organism: Cottoperca gobio
Lineage: Eukaryota; Metazoa; Chordata; Actinopteri; Perciformes; Bovichtidae
Gene: hadh
Product: hydroxyacyl-CoA dehydrogenase
Exons: 8
Coding region: 115-1044 (309 amino acids)
Biological process (GO): fatty acid beta-oxidation
Cellular component (GO): mitochondrion
Molecular function (GO): (3S)-3-hydroxyacyl-CoA dehydrogenase (NAD+) activity; NAD+ binding
Source: RefSeq, a predicted model, not a curated record
GUCUCAUUUUGCAGACUGCUCGGUUCAGACUACAAAGGCUACGUCCUCCGAAGGCUUCAGGACUUUAGAAACAGCUACUACUGUUUCUGAAGUCCUGAAGCAGACUGACACAACAUGGCUUUCUUCACUCACCACGUCUGCAGGGCUCUGUCGUCUUCGGCUGUGAGGAAUGUUGUCAUUAAGCAUGUAACGAUCAUCGGAGGGGGGCAGAUGGGUGCAGGCAUUGCACAGGUUGCUGCAUCCACUGGCCAUUCGGUGACGCUGGUGGACACAAAUACCGACAUCCUUAAGGCGGCCGUCAAAGGAAUCGAAGGGAACCUUAAAAGAAUGGUGAAGAAAAAGUUUGCUGAUAAACCAGAGGCAGGGGAAGAGUUCAUCCAGAAAGCCUUGCAGAACGUGUCCACCUCGACAGAUGCUGGAUCUGUCGUCCAGGGCUCGGAUCUUGUGUUGGAGGCCAUUGUGGAAAACCUAAAAGUCAAACAGGAUCUCUUUAGUGGGCUCGACAAGCUGGCACCAGCACACACCAUCUUUGCCAGCAACACAUCCUCCCUGUCCAUCGCUGACAUCGCCAGCUCCACCAACAGGCUGGAUAGAUUCGGCGGCCUUCACUUCUUCAACCCAGUCCCCUUGAUGAGGCUUGUGGAGGUCAUUGCAACCUCGGCAACAAGCCAAGAGACGUUCGAUUCCCUCAUGAACUUCAGCAAAAUGCUCGGCAAAACAUCGGUGUCCUGCAAGGACACACCAGGAUUCAUUGUGAACCGCCUGCUUCUGCCUUACAUCAUGGAGGCCUUCCGGAUGUAUGAGAGAGGGGACGGAUCUAAAGAGGACAUCGAUGUUGCCAUGAAACUUGGCUGUGGUUAUCCCAUGGGACCCUUUGAGCUGUCGGACUACGUAGGACUGGACACCAUGAAGUUCAUCAUGGACGGUUGGUCUGCAGAUAAUCCCGACAACCCGAUCUUUGCUCAGAGCGAGAUGCUGAACAAGAUGAUCGCAGAGGGGAAACUGGGCAAAAAGACCGGAGAAGGAUUCUACAAGUACAAGUGAUUCCCUCACGCCACCGGGGAAACUAGUCAGAACUUAAUAAAGCUGAACAAUGACUCAAUUAUAAAAGGUGCCUGUGCCUUCUGUAAUGAAGGGGGACUUUAGUCUGUCGGUCUCUUAUGGACGUCCACUGAAUGACAUCUUUGCGUGUGUGUGUGUGUGUGUGUGUGUGUGUGGUGUGUGUGUGUGUGUGUGUGUG